AUGGCGAUCACAAAGCUUGCGUUCGUGGCCGCCGUCGCCGUCCUGCUUCUGCAGGCGCCGUCGUGGUACCCGCAGGUGUCGGCCCAGGGUGGUACGCCCGCGGUGAUGACGGUGAACAGCUUCGAGAGGGGCGGCGACGGCGGAGGCCCGUCGGAGUGCGACGGGCACUACCACAGCGACGAGGACCUGAUCACGGCGCUGUCCACGAGGUGGUACGCGGGAGGGAAGAGGUGCUUCAAGCCGAUCCGCAUCACGAGCACGCAGACCGGGCGCACCGUGGAGGCAACGGUCGUGGACGAGUGCGACUCCCACCACGGCUGCAAGAACAACAUCGUCGACACGUCCCAGGCCGUCUGGGACGCGCUCGGGCUCGACUCCAACAUCGGCGAGGUUCCCGUCACCUGGUCCGACGCCUAA
Sorghum bicolor (sorghum) is the source of this 417-nucleotide messenger RNA. Its product is annotated as putative ripening-related protein 6. The record is from RefSeq and is a predicted model, not a curated record. NCBI's taxonomy places the organism in Eukaryota, Viridiplantae, Streptophyta, Magnoliopsida, Poales, Poaceae. The transcript has a single exon. Bases 1 to 417 code for a protein of 138 amino acids.